Chenopodium quinoa (quinoa) is the source of this 2138-nucleotide messenger RNA. RefSeq names its product protein NRT1/ PTR FAMILY 8.3-like. Gene Ontology annotation, molecular function: transmembrane transporter activity. The transcript is spliced from 5 exons. Gene Ontology annotation, biological process: transmembrane transport; oligopeptide transport. NCBI's taxonomy places the organism in Eukaryota, Viridiplantae, Streptophyta, Magnoliopsida, Caryophyllales, Amaranthaceae. The coding region runs from base 95 to 1849 and encodes 584 amino acids. Gene Ontology annotation, cellular component: plant-type vacuole membrane. The record is from RefSeq and is a predicted model, not a curated record.
AAUAAAUUAAAAAAAUAAUUAAAAAAAAAAAAAAAACCGAAGGGUAGAAGAAAAAGGUCAGGAGUUGCAGUUGCAGAAAAAGGGAAGAAAGGGCAUGCAUAGUACAGAUGAUCAUCGAUUGCUUCUAGAAGAUUCUCAUCUACAGAAAGAAAACAGCAAACAAUAUGCUGGAGAUGGGUCUGUGGAUCUUCAAGGGAAUCCUGUUUUAAAGAGCAAAACUGGAAACUGGAGAACCUGCCCUUUUAUACUUGGUACUGAAUGCUGUGAACGUCUUGCUUACUAUGGUAUCGCAAAAAAUCUUGUCACUUAUCUGAGUGGAAAAUUGCAUGAAGGAAAUGUCAUUGCUGCAAGAAAUGUUAACACUUGGGCAGGCACGUGUUACCUUACACCUCUUCUAGGAGCUUUCUUGGCUGAUGCAUACUGGGGAAGAUAUUGGACUAUUGCUGUCUUCUCCACAAUUUACUUUAUUGGAAUGUGUACAUUGGUCCUAUCUGCAUCAGUCCCUGCCUUUAAGCCUGCUGAUUGUGUGGGUUUGAUCUGCCCUUCAGCAAGUCCAGCACAAAAUGGCGUAUUUUUUGUAGGACUUUAUCUGAUUGCAUUAGGAACAGGAGGGAUUAAGCCUUGUGUUUCAUCUUUUGGUGCUGAUCAGUUUGAUGAUACUGACCCUAGUGAGAGGGUAAAGAAGGGAUCAUUUUUCAACUGGUUUUAUUUCUUUAUCAACAUUGGCUCACUUGUAUCAAGUACUCUUAUAGUAUGGAUACAAGAAAAUGUUGGAUGGGACAUAGGCUUUGGAAUCCCUGCACUAUUUAUGGGUGUUGCUAUUGCAAGUUUCUUCUCUGGAACUUCUCUGUACAGGUUUCAAAGACCCGGGGGAACUCCGUUGACAAGGAUGUGCCAGGUUGUAGUUGCAUCACUUCACAAGCGUGAGCUGGAAGUUCCACAAGAUAGUGCUCUCUUGUAUGAAACCCCAGACAAGCUUUCAGCAAUUGGAGGAAGUCGAAAGCUGGAGCACACUCAAGACAUGAAAUGCCUUGAUAAAGCAGCAGUCUUAUCAGAUUCUGAUGUACAAAGUGAGGAAUCGUACGAUCAAUGGAGAUUGUGUACUGUCACGCAAGUGGAAGAAUUGAAACUCUUGAUCCGCAUGUUCCCUAUAUGGGCAACAGGAAUUGUAUUUUCUGCUGUUUAUGCGCAGAUGGCAACACUGUUUAUUGAACAAGGAAUGGUUAUGGACAGAGGAAUUGGAACCUUCACCAUUCCAGCAGCUUCCCUUUCUACUUUCGAUGUCAUCAGUGUCAUCUUUUGGGUGCCAGUCUAUGAUAAGUUUCUGAUUCCUGGAGUUAGGAAGCUUACUGGCAAUGAAAAAGGGUUUUCUAAUCUACAGAGGAUGGGUAUCGGUCUCUUUAUAUCUAUCCUUGCCAUGGUAUCCGCAGCCUUGGUGGAGAUCAAGCAUUUGCAACUUGCAGAAGAGCUAGGUUUGGUCAAUGAGCAUGUUCCCGUCCCACUUAGCAUCUUCUGGCAAAUACCCCAGUUUUUCUUAGUGGGUGCUGCAGAGGUAUUUACUUUCAUAGGGCAGCUCGAGUUCUUCAAUGACCAAUCACCCGAUGCAAUGCGAAGUUUAUGUAGUGCCCUCUCUCUUCUAACUACAUCAUUGGGAAAUUACUUGAGCUCUCUGAUUCUAAUGAUUGUGACAGUCAUUACUACUGCUGAUGGGAAGCCCGGAUGGAUUCCUGAUAACCUAAAUAAGGGUCGUCUUUAUAACUUUUUCUGGCUCUUGGCCGGUCUCAGCUUCUUGAAUUUGUUGGUGUAUGUACUCUGUGCCAUGAAAUAUAAACAGAAGAACACUUCGUAGGAGUCCCACUGAACGGUAUUAACUACAAUGAUAUUAUUUCAGCCUUUCCAGCGUUGCUGCUAUUGUUACUGAAUAUGUUUUAUAUCUGAUGGCAAAUGUUCUGUAAUAUUAUAGUUCGGUUGAAUCAUGUUGUAUAUACCAUGUAUGCAAUAGUAUGAUCUUCUUGACAUGUAUAGCUAGCGUAUCGAAUGUAUAGUGAAUGACUGAAUGUAUAUAUUUCUUUCUGUGAUGUGGUUGAGUCACAAGGUUGGUCUCUUGUUAAUGUGAAUGAAUAUCUAGUUAGUAAGGA